AUGCGUCACAUUCUUAAAUUAUUAAGGCAACAGUUUUAUGACAAUUACAAAAAGAUGUCGAAGGCCACAUUAUGGAAUAACAUAUUAUCAGAUUCUCAAUUAGAAAAAUAUGGUUUAAUCCCUGAAGAAGUUUACAAAAAUACAACUUUAAGCACUGAUUCAUUUCAAACUCUUCAAUCCUUCAAAUUAUCACCGGAAAAUUCAUGUGAGCAUGAUCAACAUACAUCUAUAGAUAAUGCAUUAUUGAAGCCAAAUUCAGAUUAUGCAAAAAAAUGUACUCCGAAAGAAUAUUUAAAACGUUUCAUAUUUCCUAUACUUUUGCCUGCUAUGGAAGCAAUGCUUGAACAAGCAAAACGAAGUCGUUGUUUUGAGAAAAAACGUUUCGGAUUCAAUGGAUUGGAUUUUUUAACAUUUUAUUUAUAUAAAAAUAAUCUAUACAUAAAAGAAGAUUAUGAUCGUAAAAAUGUACAACACAUAUUAAAUAUACCAUGGGUUAUUGAAGAAUUGAAAAAGCAUCCACGUAAACCAUUACCACUUAGUUUACAAUGGACAGAUGAAGAAGCAGCAAUUAAAUUACAAUCAUAUUGGAGAGGUUAUUUGAUAAGAAAAAUUCCAGAAGUUUGUGAACUUCGACAAUGGCAAAUGGAAUGGAGAAAAUAUAAUCGAUUGAAAGCUAACCAAUUGGAGUAACUUAAUAUUAAAGACAAAAAUUUCCCAAAGUUUUUUCACAAAAAAGAAAAACAAACAAAAUACCCAGUUACAACGUCGAGUUGAUAAUUUGUAAUCAGUUCUUAAUUCAUUUAUGACCAGUUUUUUUAAAAAAAAAUACUGUGAAAAAUGCUAACUUCGUUCUAGAUAUCCCAAUCGCCUGGUUCAUAUACAAAUACACAUGUUUCCUAUACGCUGAAUCUUACUUGCUAUGAGAUUAAAGAGACUGGAAUGAAUAAAAGCCAUAAUCAUCUUUAUCCAGUAGUAUGCAUUAUUUAGCAUCUCUCAACCACUGCUUAACCCUGAGAUAGCAUCUGAUGGAGUCAAACAUUAAGCAAUGUGUGUAUAUUGUGACCUUAACAAACUAACGAAGAUAAUAAUAGAGUGACUAGCC
Molecule: messenger RNA, 1102 nt
Organism: Schistosoma spindalis
Lineage: Eukaryota; Metazoa; Platyhelminthes; Trematoda; Strigeidida; Schistosomatidae
Source: the annotation of a GenBank genome assembly